This is a messenger RNA of Symsagittifera roscoffensis, 1977 nucleotides long. RefSeq names its product U3 small nucleolar ribonucleoprotein protein MPP10-like. Lineage: Eukaryota; Metazoa; Xenacoelomorpha; Acoela; Convolutidae. The transcript is spliced from 2 exons. The coding region runs from base 10 to 1977 and encodes 655 amino acids. The record is from RefSeq and is a predicted model, not a curated record. Gene Ontology annotation, biological process: rRNA processing. Gene Ontology annotation, cellular component: nucleus; small-subunit processome; Mpp10 complex.
CAGUUUAUAAUGCGUCUGAAAAUCGAAGACUUUAUAGAAAGCGAAGAACAAAAAUGUUGCUCCGAAGAAGUUAAAUUGAAAAAGACAACGAAAUUGAAGUUCGACAAAUUUUAUUCUAACUACGAUCGAAUAUCUUCUGGAAACAAACUGCCUAAAUUACAACUGACAACAUUGAAGUCUAUGCUGAUCAAUGAGUCAAAGGCGUCGGCAGUUUUAUCGGUCGCGGAAUGUGACCAAAUUUGGCAGCAAGUUUUUCUGUCCUGUGAAUUUCUUGGAAAAUCUGUUCCUAAAAGCGUGAAAAGAUUAAUACACGGUGAAACUGAGGAAGAGAUCAACGCAGAAGUCGAAGAAUUUGAUUUUGAAGAUGACGAGGAGUUCGAAAAUGAGUUGGAGGCUUUGGAUGACGAUUUAGACGGUGAGUUAGAAAACGUGGAUGAAGAUCUGACCUUUGAGAUGGGAGAAUUCUCAGAGGACGAAGGAAGCGAAGUUUCGGAAGAACUUAAUUUUGCCGAUGAUCCAAAAGACGAUGAAUCCGAAAUCGAGCAAGAAGAUGAGGAAGGUAAGAAUUUGGAUCUGAACGAAGAUUUUGAUGAAGAUGACGAAAAAUAUGAAGAAAAUGCGGACGAAAGGAAAGUAAACGGAGACACAAAAGAGUCCGUUUUUGAAGACGAUUUUUUGAAAAUCGAAGAACUUGAAGCGUUUUUGGACCAAGAGGAUAAGAAAGAUGAGAAAUUGAUGAAGCGUCUCGAGAAUCCCCACAUGUAUGACGAUGAUUCGAAUCAAGAUGAUGAAAAUGAGGACUAUGUUGAUUACUUUUCUAAUAUUUCUGGUCAGAAAGGAAGUGAGAUCAAUUAUAAAGAUUUUUUUGAUAUUCCUCAAGGAAAUAAAUUUCAAAGAUCUAAGAACAAUCGAAGUGUUCAUUUUGCCGAUGAAAACAUAGAAGAAGAUGACGAAUAUUUCGAGGGUAAAAAACGGAAAAUUGACCUUUUUGAAACCAACGAAGAAUCAGAUGAUAACGUAGGCGAGGAUUUGAGCUUACACGAGAAGAGGAUGCAGAAAUAUCGAGAAAAAAUUGACGAAAUGCAAGAAAAUAGUUUAGGAGAGAAGCCUUGGCAGCUAAUGGGUGAAGCGACAGCCGAAAAGCGACCCACAGACAGUCUUUUAGCCGAAGUAUUGCAGUACGAUAGUUCGGCACGACCUCCUCCUGAAAUUACCAAAGAGAAAACCGAGUCUUUGGAACAGGUGAUUCUAAGACGAAUCAAGGAUAAAACUUUUGAUGACGUCAUGAGAAAAUGGCGUCCGAAAGAAGCACCAUUUGAAUAUAGAAAACGGAUUCUGCUGGAGCAGGACAAAAGUAAAAUGAGUUUAGCUGAGGUUUAUGAACAAGAAUUCUUGAAACAAGUUCGCGAAGAGAAAGUAGAAGAAAAGAAUGAAAAACACGAAGAGAUAAAAGAGAUGAUGAAGAAAGUGUUUUAUAAGUUGGACAUGCUGUCCCAUUUUUCGAUCACGCCCCAGGCGCCUUCGACCGAAAUGAAGAUUGUGCGCAAUGCACCGGCACUCUCCAUGGAGGAAGCGGUUCCGGUAGCGUUGGCAGAAUCAGCUCAGUUGGCACCUGAAGAAGUGAGAAAGGUAAAACAGUCAGAAGAGAAAGCGACUUCAGAGCGAAGUAAAACAGACAAGCUGAGAGAGCGCAGACACAAGAAAUUGAGACAGAAGGCCAUAGCGGCACGUGAAGAGAAGAAACUAGACCCGGACUCAAAAGAGAAGGCUCUUCUGGACUUGAAGAAGGCUGCCAGAGGCAACAGAGACUUGAAGAUAGUGAGUGACAAGAAGGCUGCAGUUAACUACACCGGAAACAUGACCUCGUCUACGUUCUUCACACAAUUGAACGAUCAGCAGAAAAUGAAGAGUGAUAAAAGUAAAAAGAAGGACAUUAGAGAUCAGGACUCAAAACGUGUUGCCAAGUUUAAAUUAUGA